CCUGACGAUGUCGGCGCUCCGUCUCCAGGCAGCGAACCGGCGCUGAUCGACAGCAACCGGAGCUCACUGCUCUCCAACAUGUCCUCGUCCUCGGAGGACUCGGACGGCGGGUACCGGGGGCCGACGGUCGGUCUGGCCCGCGCCCGGGUCGACUACGUGCCCAGUCCGUACGACCGCGAGGCGCUCCGGUUCAGCCGCGGCGACACCAUCCACGUCAUCAGCAUGAACCCGAGCGGCCUGUGGCGGGGCGCGCUGCACGGACGCGUGGGCACCUUCAAGUUCAUCAACGUGGAGGUGCUGCCGGCCGAGGAGCGGGCGCGUCAGUCGGCGGCGCCGCCGCUCCAGGGCCGGCCCAGCUCCGUGCCGCAUCUGCUGGAGCAGCUCGGCGUGCCGGAGUACGCGCACAUCUUCAGUCUGCACGGUUUCGAUCGUGUGGAGGACUUCUACUCGUUGGAGGCGGAGCAGCUGUCCGACCUGGGUAUCGUCGACCCCGAGCACCGGUCCAGCCUGCUCGGCGCCGCCCGUGCUCUCUCUGCUGACCCUGACGCCGGCAGCCCGCUCUCGCUGUGCGACUUCACUCAGCCGCUGCUCUCGGAGCUGAUCCGCGACUCGGGCUGCUACGACGUCUGGCGGCUGACUGAGGAGACCGCCGCGCUGAAGGCCAGCUCACCGGCCGCGGCCGAACGCCAGCCGGCGGGUCGGGAGCCGGCCGACGGUGACGAUGACGCCGACGGUGAAGGCGACCCGCUCGACCCGACAGCCGAGCUUGACGGGCCCCGCAGCAGCGCCGAGCCGGCGGCCGAGCCAACGGCCGACACCGGGGCGGACGUGGUGCACGCGCGGCCCGCCGCCGUUCGCGCCUCCCCGCCGCGCCUGGACACCAGCCCCGUGGUCGACUUCGAGCGCAAGUUUCAGAACGCGCGCAGCGUGUUCGAACCGAACUGCGUGCGCCGUCAGAUCCCGGUGGGGGUGCGGUCGCGGACGCACUUCAGCUCCCGCGAGCCAAUCACCGUCGAGGACGAGGUGGCCGUGUGA
Messenger RNA from Pollicipes pollicipes, 1035 nucleotides. RefSeq names its product SAM and SH3 domain-containing protein 1. The transcript has 4 exons. The record is from RefSeq and is a predicted model, not a curated record. Gene Ontology annotation, molecular function: protein binding. Lineage: Eukaryota; Metazoa; Arthropoda; Thecostraca; Pollicipedomorpha; Pollicipedidae. The annotation marks the transcript as partial.